Melopsittacus undulatus (budgerigar) is the source of this 1809-nucleotide messenger RNA. RefSeq names its product G protein-coupled receptor 83 (gene GPR83). Gene Ontology annotation, biological process: neuropeptide signaling pathway. NCBI's taxonomy places the organism in Eukaryota, Metazoa, Chordata, Aves, Psittaciformes, Psittaculidae. Gene Ontology annotation, molecular function: neuropeptide Y receptor activity. The record is from RefSeq and is a predicted model, not a curated record. Gene Ontology annotation, cellular component: plasma membrane.
AUCCAGCCACAUCCUGCUCCUGAUGCCGAGCGCGCCUGUGCUGAGCGAGGGGAGGACAGCUCUGCCAGCACACAGGCGAGCUCUGCUGUCUUGCAAAUGAGCUAUUUCCAAUUCGGAGGAGCAGAGCGGCGUUUCAGAGAUGUUGUCCCGUUUCAUCUGGCUCUGCCUCCCCUACCUGGUUAACACCUUUGUAACCUCAGCAAAGCUGCCCCUCAACGCAAGCCUGGAGAAGACUUUUGUGAUCCAGAACAUCUCGGGUUUCUUUUCCUGGGAUAACGACAGCCUGGCUGAGUGGCAGAGCUUUGUGGGCAGGAGCCGGUAUGGAGCGGAGUCGCAGAGCAUCACUGUGAAAGCCCUGCUCGUCGCGGCGUACUCUGUCAUCAUUGUCUUCUCCCUCUUCGGCAAUGUCCUGGUCUGUCACGUUGUCAUCAAGACCAAGCGCAUGCACUCCGCCACCAGCUUGUUCAUUGUGAACCUGGCUGUAGCCGAUAUCAUGAUCACGCUCCUCAACACACCUUUUACACUGGUAAGGUUUGUGAACAGUACCUGGGUAUUCGGGAAGGGGAUGUGCCAUGUCAGUAGGUUUGCACAGUACUGCUCCCUCCAUGUCUCUGCAUUGACCCUCACAGCCAUUGCCGUGGACAGGCACCAGGUUAUAAUGCACCCGCUGAAACCUCGCAUAUCUACUGCAAAAGGUGUUAUUUACAUCUCUGUAAUCUGGAUCAUGGCAACUUGUUUUUCUCUACCACAUGCUAUCUACCAAAAACUCUUUACCUUUGAGUACAGUGAGGAGGUUACCCGGUGUCUGUGCCUGCCAGAUUUCCCUGAGCCUGCUGACCUCUUUUGGAAGUACCUCGACUUAACAACCUUCAUUCUGCUCUAUGUCCUGCCCCUUCUGAUCAUCUCUGCUGCCUACGUGACAGUGGCUAAGAAGCUCUGGCUGCGCAAUGUCAUUGGUGAUGUCACCACUGAGCAGUACUUUGCCCUUCGCAAGAAGAAUAAGAAGACCAUAAAGAUGCUGAUGCUUGUUGUCAUCCUCUUCGCAGUCUGCUGGUUCCCCUUGAAUUGCUAUGUCCUCCUCCUCUCCAGCCAGACCAUCCACACCAACAAUGCCCUGUACUUUGCCUUUCACUGGUUCGCAAUGAGCAGCACCUGCUACAACCCCUUCAUCUACUGCUGGCUCAAUGACAGCUUCCGAUCAGAACUCAAAGCUUUACUCAGCAUGUGCAGAAAGCCUCCCAGGCCAGCAGAACAGAGGCUUCCUUCCACAGCCCCAUCCUACCGACUGGCUUGGCCAGAAAACAGCAACCUCAAGAGGUUGCAAGCCUCCCGUGUCCUUUUGUCAGCUUCCAACAUCCAGUCAGGAAAGACAGACAUCUCUGCAGUUGAGCCAGUCGUAGCUGUGAGUUAAACAGUGAGCCUGCACAGCACGUAGAUAUGGCUAGAGCUGAAAUGAUGGGAAGAUGUGGAGCCCUGGCCUACUUAGGGAGUGUGCAACCACAGGUGAUAAAACUAAAGAGGAGGUUCUGGCAGUAUGGAAGAGCUGCAUGUUUCAUGUAGGCUGAUGAUCAUGGUGUGAAACCCCUAAAGGAGAGAAAGCAAACUCUUCCCAGGAAGGAACUCUCUUUGUCAAGCUGACUUUGGAUUGGGCUUGCAGGAUGGGAAUCUCUCCAAUGGGUGUCACUGUUAUCUGUGUGACUAAGCCUUUUUAACCACUGGGGCUGUGUGUGUGUUUUGCUGAUAUUUAACACUAAAGCAGCAGUCUAAUCAUAUCAGUCCUUCCUCCUCCUUUUCUAAGUCUCUUCAUAG